UACAUCUUUAGAAAUCGUGACGUCACUUGAAACUGCCAAUACCCGAAAGGUCUGGGUAAAAGUGUGUGCAACAUGGCGGACGUGGAUGAAGGUUUCUUUAUGGAAGGAUGGAGAAGUGUUCAUUCUUCAGUCACAAAAGCUGACUUUUGUCGUUUCCAAGAUGCAGUGAAUGUAUGGAUAGAAAGACCAAAUGUUGUAAAUCGUCGUGUGAUGGGCGCACUUAUUGUGAAGAAAAUGUUUGUUAAACGUUUGACUGGCAGUGAUCUUGGGGAAUUUUUGUCUCUUUCUGAUGCUGAAAUCAAGUGUUUAUUUCAAGAUACUGAUUUAGAAGGUGAAACAUGGGGGUGUGAAGGGGGUGAUGAUAGUUUUGACCCUGACGAUAACGAAGUUUCUGGUUGUCAUGAAACUCAAAGUUUGUCGAAGGAUUCAGCAGUGCGUCUAGACGGUGAAGAAUCAGUUUCCUGCAUCGUUCGCAAGUUGAUACCGAGACAGGCUCAUGUUGAAUUAAUGGGUGCCAUGUUCGAGUUGGUCAUUUUAGAAAAAAACAAAAGUCGAGUUUCCUUUUGUCCACUUUCACUGAUGGCAAUGGAGAGAGGUUUCAAAAGUUACCAAGACCUCUUGGAAAUGUCCAAGUCAUACUCAUUUGUUUAUCAUCAGCCAUCUUGCAAAGGAGAACAUGCCAGAGUUUCACUACUACUGAUGGACAGUGCAACAUUGUCUGAAAGUGAAAGAGAUGGGAUAUUAUGUCCUACAAUUCACUGGCUGAAGGAUAUCUUACUUCCUAAACUUUGCAAGUGGGCAGGAGAAGCUCAGGGUAGUCAAGUUAGUAGAGGAUCAUUAAGACUUGUCCCUUUGGAUCAAUACACAAAGAUAUAUCAACGCCUAAAACAAGACUUUGGAGAAAAGUUUGUAAAGAUGUGGCCAGAAAGUACAGAUCCCCAGAAAUUUGUGUAUGAAGAUAUUGCUAUAGCUUCAUAUUUGCUGGUCCUUUGGAAGAAGGAGAGAUAUGAGAAGAAUCUUAAGCAGAAACAGA
Molecule: messenger RNA, 1033 nt
Organism: Pocillopora damicornis (cauliflower coral)
Lineage: Eukaryota; Metazoa; Cnidaria; Anthozoa; Scleractinia; Pocilloporidae
Product: putative tRNA (uracil-O(2)-)-methyltransferase
Biological process (GO): tRNA methylation
Molecular function (GO): metal ion binding; tRNA (uridine) methyltransferase activity
Source: RefSeq, a predicted model, not a curated record